Molecule: messenger RNA, 1986 nt
Organism: Thamnophis sirtalis
Lineage: Eukaryota; Metazoa; Chordata; Lepidosauria; Squamata; Natricidae
Source: RefSeq, a predicted model, not a curated record
AUGUUUGGGUCGGUUCGGUGCAGCUGGGCCAGGUUCGGGCGCGGAACGGAGCAUCGCCGUGGUCCCGAUCCUCUAUCGUCACCAUGCCGGCCGUUUCCAAGGGAGACGGGAUGCGGGGCCUGGCCGUAUUUAUCUCCGAUAUCCGAAACUGUAAGAGUAAAGAGGCUGAAAUUAAACGAAUUAACAAGGAGUUGGCCAAUAUCCGAUCCAAAUUUAAGGGAGAUAAAGCCUUAGAUGGUUACAGCAAGAAGAAAUAUGUCUGCAAGCUGCUUUUCAUCUUCCUGUUGGGCCAUGACAUCGACUUUGGGCAUAUGGAGGCAGUCAACUUGCUCAGCUCCAACAAAUACACAGAAAAACAAAUUGGCUACCUAUUCAUUUCAGUGCUGGUAAACUCCAAUAGUGAGCUGAUCCGUCUCAUCAACAAUGCUAAGACGGAACGGGAUGUGAGUGUACGCCAGCGAGCUGCCGACCUUCUCUAUGCCAUGUGUGACCGUACAAAUGCCAAGCAAAUAGUCUCAGAGAUGCUUAGCUAUCUGGAAACAGCAGAUUACUCAAUUCGUGAAGAGAUUGUACUGAAGGUGGCGAUCUUAGCUGAGAAAUACGCUGUAGAUUAUAGCUGGUAUGUGGAUACCAUCCUCAACUUGAUCCGCAUUGCUGGUGACUAUGUGAGUGAGGAGGUGUGGUACCGCGUCAUCCAGAUUGUCAUUAACCGGGAUGAUGUGCAAGGAUAUGCAGCCAAGACAGUCUUUGAGCUCUGCAGUGUUUCCACUCGGGCCCUACUUCUCUCUACCUACAUCAAAUUCAUAAAUCUCUUCCCUGAAACAAAGGGCACCAUCCAGGAAGUGCUUCGCUCAGACAGCCAAAUCCGCAAUGCUGAUGUGGAACUGCAGCAACGUGCCGUUGAGUACCUCAAGCUCAGUUCUAUUGCCAGCACCGAUGUCCUGGCUACAGUACUGGAAGAGAUGCCACCAUUCCCUGAACGUGAAUCUUCCAUUUUGGCAAAACUGAAGAAAAAAAAGGGUCCCGGGGCUGGCAGCGAGUUAGACGAUGGCAAAAAGGAUCCAAAUUCUGAAAUCAAUGGAGGCAUGGAUCCCUCAGGCAGCACUGCUUCAACGCCGUCCCCAUCUGCUGACUUAUUAGGUCUCCGAGCCACACCAGCGACUGCAUCUGGUGCGCCUGCCAGCACUGGCAACCUUCUAGUGGAUGUUUUCUCUGACAGCCCAUCUACCACAACUGGCCUGGCCUCUGGUGCAGAAGAUAAUUUCCUAAGGUUUGUGUGUAAGAAUAAUGGGGUGCUCUUUGAGAACCAGCUUCUGCAAAUUGGGGUGAAGUCAGAAUUCCGGCAGAAUUUAGGCCGAAUGUAUCUUUUCUAUGGGAACAAAACAUCCGUCCAGUUCCAGAGUUUCACCCCAACAGUCAGUUAUCCUGGUGACUUGCAGAACCAGCUCAACAUUCAGACAAAAACAGUGGAGCCACUGGUGGAGGGAGGGGCUCAAGUUCAACAGGUCCUGAACAUUGAAUGCCUGAAUGAUUUCACGGACGCCCCCCUUAUCAACAUCAAAUUCCGCUAUGGUGGGACGUUGCAGAAUCUCGUUCUCAAAUUGCCUAUCACUGUCAACAAGUUUUUCCAGGCAACAGAGAUGCAGUCGCAAGACUUUUUCCAGCGCUGGAAACAACUGAGUUUGCCACAACAGGAAGCUCAGAAAAUCUUCAAGGCAAACCACCCCAUGGAUUCAGAAGUGACAAAAGCAAAAGUAAGUUCUUUUGAAUGCUAUGAAAGACUUGCAAGCUUUUAUUUAUUUCAGGGCAAUUAAUUCAGUUAAUUUAAUUUCAGAUCAGGAUAUAUCUUUGUAUUAAUUUGCUCAGAUGAGUAAAGAUUAAAGCUUUGGAUAUUGUGAUUGUUCAGGGCAAUUAUGGAAGACAUUUUUUUCAAUUGUUUAGUAUUAGUUUGGGAAUAUUAGUGUAUUAUAUUUAGGACUGUUGAUU